Molecule: messenger RNA, 773 nt
Organism: Rhagoletis pomonella (apple maggot)
Lineage: Eukaryota; Metazoa; Arthropoda; Insecta; Diptera; Tephritidae
Gene: RpL13
Product: 60S ribosomal protein L13
Exons: 4
Coding region: 80-730 (216 amino acids)
Biological process (GO): translation
Cellular component (GO): cytosolic large ribosomal subunit; ribosome
Molecular function (GO): RNA binding; structural constituent of ribosome
Source: RefSeq, a predicted model, not a curated record
ACUUGUAUUUACCUGUAUCGUUUCAUCCCUAUUCUCCUUUUUAUUUCGUUGCUGGGUAGGAAAGACUUAAACAGCAAAGAUGGGUAAGGGAAAUAAUAUGAUUCCAAAUGCUCAUUUUCACAAAUGGUGGCAGCGGAACGUGAAGACAUGGUUCAAUCAGCCUGCACGCAAAUAUCGCAGACGCCAAAAUCGCGUCAAGAAAGCUAAAGCUGUAUUCCCGCGUCCGGCACAAGCAUUGCGCCCUGUUGUGCGCUGCCCAACUAUCCGUUAUCACACCAAAUUACGUGCAGGACGCGGAUUUACUCUCGAAGAAUUGAAGGGUGCCGGAUUAACAUAUGGAUUCGCCAGAACCAUUGGUGUUUCUGUAGAUAAGAGACGCAAGAAUAAGUCGUUGGAAUCGCGUCAACGAAAUAUUCAGCGCUUGAAGGAGUACAAGAGCAAAUUAAUUUUGUUCCCUAUCAAUGAAAAAAAGAUCCGUAAGGGCGAAUCUAACCUGGAAGAAUGCAAAUUGGCUACUCAACUCAAGGGAACAGUUAUGCCAAUUAAGAAGGAACAGCCACUCAUUGAAUUCCGUGAGAUCGCUAAGGAUGAACAGAAAUUCAAGGCAUUCGCUACUCUGCGGAAAGCUCGGUCUGAUGCUCGUCUGGUUGGUAUUCGUGCUAAGCGGGCCAAGGAAAAUGCUGAUAAUCCUGAUGAUGCUAGUAAAGAUGUGAAAAAGUCCAAAAAGUAAAUUUGUUUAAAAAUUUUAAAUAAAAUAACAUUUUUGCGAAAUA